CCUAGCGUGACCUCCACGGCGAGGCGUGCGCCGGGCGGGAGCCGGCGCGGCGGGGCCUGGCGGGAGCGGCGGACGGUCGGUCGGUCGGUCGGUGGGCCGGCCGGCGGAUUUAUGUGCUGGGAGCGGGGCCGGGCCGGGCGGCUGAAGCGGUGGAGGCGGGCGGGGCCGGUUCGAGCAUCAUGGGUGUGAUAGGUGUACAGUUGGUGGUUACCAUGGUAAUGGCCAGUGUCAUACAGAAGAUCAUACCUCACUAUUCUCUUGCUCGUUGGCUUCUCUGUAGUGGCAGUUUACGGUGGUAUCAGCAUCCCACUGAAGAAGAACUACGGAUUCUUGCAGGGAAGCAAAGAGGGAGGAGCAAAAAAGAUAGAAAAUAUAAUGGUCAUAUUGAAAACAAACCCUUAACCAUUCCGAAAGACAUCGAUCUUCAUCUGGAAACAAAAUCUGUGACUGAAAGGGACACUAUCGCAUUGCAUUAUUUUCCAGAAUAUCAGUGGUUGGUGGAUUUCACUGUUGCAGCUACAGUUGUGUAUGUGGUGACGGAAGCCUAUUACAGUAUUGUGAAGCCCUCACAAGAAAUGAAUAUAAGCGUAGUGUGGUGUCUGCUUGUCUUGGCUUUUGCAGUUAAGGUACUGUUUUCGUUGACUACCCAUUAUUUCAAAGUAGAGGAUGGAGGUGAAAGAUCAGUCUGUGUCACCUUUGGUUUUUUCUUCUUUGUGAAAGCAAUGGCAAUUCUCAUUGUGACAGAAAACUAUCUAGAGUUUGGACUGGAAUCAGGAUUCUCGAAUUUCUCAGAAAGUGCUAUGCAGUUUCUUGAAAAGCAGGGUUUGGAAUCCCAGGGUCCUGUGUCUAAACUAACCUUCAAAUUGUUCCUGGCUGUUCUGUGUUCACUUAUUGGUGCUUUUUUGACAUUCCCUGGCUUGCGACUGGCUCAAAUGCAUCUGGAUGCUCUGAAUUUAGCAACAGAAAAAAUAACACAAACAUUGCUACAUAUAAACUUCUUGGCACCUUUAUUUAUGGUUCUACUGUGGGUAAAACCAAUCACUAAGGACUACAUUAUGAACCCACCUUUGGGCAAAGAGAGCGUCCCUUUAAUAUCAGAAGAUACAUUUGACACUGUGAGGUUGUGGAUUAUAAUCCUGUUGUGUGCUUUACGGUUGGCUAUGAUGCGUCAUCAUUUACAGGCCUAUCUGAAUUUAGCCCAGAAAAGUGUGGAUCAGAUGAAGAAAGAAGCUGGCAGAAUAAGUAUGGUUGAUUUACAGAAAAUGGUGGCCCGGGUAUUCUAUUAUCUUUGUGUAAUUGCACUGCAGUAUGUUGCACCAUUGGUAAUGCUCCUUCACACAACUCUGCUCUUGAAAACACUAGGUAAUUACUCUUGGGGCAUCUACCCAGAAUUGAAUUCUGACACUCCAGUAGAAAACAGUCUGCUUCCCAGUUCAGUUUAUUCUGAGUCUCCACCUGCUGAUGGAAAGAUGAAAGUAACUGUAGUACAAAUAACAAUGGCUUUGGGAAGCCUAAAGAAUAUUUUCACUCCUCUCCUGUUCCGGGGACUCCUGUCUUUCCUCACCUGGUGGAUUGCUGCUUGCCUCUUUUCUACAAGCCUUUUUGGGCUUUUCUAUCACCAGUACCUGACUGUGGCGUGAACAGGUCAACUGACAAAGCAAGUGUGAGGUCAAAUACUAGAUACAAACCCAGCUACCCAAGAGGAGAUGAAGAGAAGAGAAGAAAACUAUAUAUGGAGAGAAAACAUAUCAAUUUUUUUUAAACACUUCCUCUGUGUUCUCAGGGUGAAUAUUCUUAUAAAGUUUAAAAUCGUGACUGGGUUUGCUGUUUUUGUUACCCAAAUGGUAGGUAACUAAUUGAAUUAUAGUAUCGGGUCUGACUGAUAUUAUUGUGUGGCAGGUGGUGGUGAGUGUGCUGAAAAGGUACGACCUCUGAGUAUCUUGGUUCCAUAAACAGCAAGCCAACCUCAAAACUUUGUGUUUUAAGCAUCAACAGUCAGUGACUGAACUGUGUUAGAAGGAUACUGGUUAUAGUGAUGGUGGCUGCCUAUCAAUUAAAUCUUGAAACUGAGCCAUACAAUGAAAGGAGAGAGGGGAUUUUAAAAAAAUUCUGUUGGAUAGCUAUCUAUCACUUUUCUCUAUGAAAAAUGAAAUAAUCCAACAGGACAAAAGAGAUACUGUAUAUUACAGUAAGGAAAGUUGUAUAAAAUUUAAAUUUAACAGGAAUAGAUGUAUGGACCUGACAGGUAUUGCUGCCUAAAUAUUUUGCAGGAAUGCUUGUGCAGUAAGAGGAAAAUUAUAAAUAUAUUAUUUCAGUCCCUGCAGUCAUUUUGAAGUAAUGGCCAUCGGUAUUGGUGCUAAUAUUGAUCCACAGAUUCCAUUUGGAUCUUUUAAAUUUCUUCUUUUCAGGUAAUAGAUAAAUUCCAUUGGAUUCAUGGAAUAAUAAAAGAAGAUUAGUGACACCAAUCAACCAUUUCAAAACAAAACAGUUUAAUCCUGCUGACUGAGAGUGUAUGUAUCUGUGUAAUGUACAUAUAAAUAUAUAUUAUAUAUUAAAUAUAUAAUAUAUAUGAAGUUAUAAAAUAUGGAAUCUUUAUUUUAAAUUACUGAAUGUAUCUUACAGGGCCAUGGAAGAGGGAUGUAUGUGUAUCUAGUAAUUUCAAGAUCCCUUUUGAAAUGAAAAUUAAAUUUUUUUUAAAAGUUCAGUUGAAAGGGCUAUUUGUUUUUGGUGCCUCUUCAAAGGUACUUAGCUAUACUAAAGAACUUAGGCUCUUUUGGAAGAAAAGAUCUACUUAAACUGUUAAUCUUGAAAUUUUUGCUCUGUCAGAUUGUCAUCUUUUGCCACUCUAAUCUGUGUUAACCUGGCCAUAUAGUAAUAACUAAUAUCUCUUUGCUUCAGAAAUAGAUUUUCUGUAUAAUAAAACAGCUAUAGUAAGGAGGAGCAAAGCAUUAACUUUACAAGUUUUGCUUAAAUGGAGGGAUAGAUUCCAAGUAUAAAAGCAUUGCAAAACAAAGUAGAAUGACAAUUUUUCAGAUGUUUUGUGUAAUUGCAAAAUAAGAAUGGGAAUUUAUAUGCAGCAGCUUUUUUAAAAAGUUAAUACCACACUUUGCAGAGGUCAGUGGGUUUUUUAACUAAUACUAGCUGGUUUUAUGUUACUGUUCUUUUUCUCUUGAAUUUGUGUACAGCUUUGGCAUAUAAUAAGCAUUUAUAAAUGGAAAAGCUUAACUAAAUAUUUAAUAUGUAGCAAACCUACCAUAUGGGGAAACAAACUGUCAACAAUGCAGAAAAUCAAGAAUUUAAGCUGGUGAUAAACUGUCUUACUAUGUUGAAUGCCUUUUAAAUUAUUUAUUUGUUUAUUAAAUUGCAUUUACUGAUACUAGGGAAACAUUUGUGUACACCAGGUAGUACCUACCGCAUGUGUUUGGGAUGUCUGAGAACGCCUUGCAUGAUUCUACAAGUUUCAUUGCACUAUAGUAUUUCAGUGCUACUGGUUCUGCAAGCUUUGUUUUUUCAUGCCAAGUUUUCAUAACUAAUGGGGACAAAGACUUAACUGUGUGAAUUGGCCUAAAGAAAAAUAUUUGACUUCAUAGAUUCAGAUCUCAAAACAUUCAUAGGAAAAAUCUUACAAAAUAUGACAGGUCCAGCAAUACUGGACCCACUUUCUAUUAGUUCAAGAUGUAUCACUACUAAUAGAAUUAAUAAGACCAGUUUUUCAGUUACAGUUAGGUAUCCAAUGUUAAUGUUUAAUUCAGGAAAAUAAAACAAUAUAGUGCAGUUUGAUUCUGAUAGUGAACUUGGCUCAGGAAGCUCACUAUAUAGGAGAUAUAACCUAUUGCUGCAAUCUGAAGCGUAGGAAUAAACUUUGGAUGCUGGAGAAGACUUCAAAAUAAUGUUAAGUGACAGAGUUUCUGUUGGCAUAGGUAUUUAUUCUGAAAGCUCAUAAGUGAACUGUAGUUAUAUAAUAUUGCAUUCAGCAAAGGUAAUUGAUCGUGUGUGUAGCUGAGCUUCACAGAGCUUUUCGUAAGAGCUCAUGCUGUCUUAUUCUUCAGACGUCACACUGAUCACAGUGAAAAAUAGGCACCUGGAUAUUGCUAACAUUAAGUUAACGCUUCUGGCCAUUGCUCUUUCAUUGUUCCGCAGAACUGAAUGGUUGACCUUCUGGUCAGCAAUCUGAUCUGAGUGGGGAUGGUCUUUCUUUGGAUCCAUUUAAUCCUUACAUGAGUCUAGAAGGUUUAUUAAAAACUAAAAUAUAGCAAUAAAUGCCUUUGAAAUGUGAGGUGACAGUGAAAGUAGAGGGAGCGUAUUGCUAUGGUUGUGAGCAAUGCUUCCUACAGCUACUUGAUAUGCUCAAAAGUGACUUUUAAAGUAAAAUAGCAACCCUGAUAGUCCUGACUUCCAUGUAUAUUAUGUAAACUUCAAAGGAGUAUCUGCUCACUUCUUCAGUAAGUUUCUUUAAAACAGGAGCUGGCAAAUGCUUUUUUUUUUCAUGGACACUUUUAUCAGCACCUGGGGGGUGAGGGGGGAGGAAAGCAUCUUGCAGAAGUGGAAAAGCAGGUAAAACAUGACUGAAAGGUUAGUAGUUAUUCAGGAUUCUUAAACAUUUUGUCUUGCUUUUUGCCUACUAUCUACUUAAUUUCUGAGAGAUUUUGGAAGGAAAGGUGCCUUUGACAAAGAAUCAAUGUUUCUUUCUUUCUUUCUUCCUCAUUUCAGAUCUUCCUCUCUCACUCCAGUAAUGUGACUUGUUAGCUUGAGUCCUUUUUCCUAUCCACAGCUUUUUCGCUACAUUCCCUGCACAGGACCGACUGGUCUAAAUGAGUUCAGGACUGUAUUUUGAUUUUUAUUGUUUUGGUAUAAAUUUAUUUUUGAAGGACUAGUUCCUUUAAGUAGUAUAAAUAACUUUGAAUUCCACCUGACGAAUAAACAAACUUGUUGAUGAUUAUUUAAACACUGCACUUUUAUUAUGGAAGUCCCUUUAGGCAAAGUAUUAAGGUAGUGGUAAAUCCAAGUCUUCCAGCACGUUCAGGGAAGUCCAAACAUGACACUUGGGCUAUUUCUGAGCUUAGAGAAGUUGAUUAGGAAAAGGAGAAUAGAUUAUAACAAGUCUAUUCUUCCACUUUUCAGGCAAUGUUCUCCAACAGCACUUGUCCUCUUUUGAUACCUUCUCAAGCUAUAGGAUUUGCCAGGUUUUGAGGUAUUUUUAGCUGCACGUUUUCCCUCUUCCAGACUUCUCUUGCAUAAGAAUCAACAGAUAAAGUAAUGGGGGAAAAACCAGGUAGUAUCGGUAUGAGAACAUCCUUGUACAGAAGGAUAUGCUUUAGAAAAUUAAUUUCUGUGGCAGUUGUUCUUCACCUUCUUUGAGUUACAAGUACUGGAGGAUGUGUGAAUAGAGAUGGGUGCUUACCUGGGUUUUAAAGUCAAACUCGACUACGAACAAAAAUGCCACCAAGAUGCAUGGACAUGCAAUUAGGUAGCAUAACUCAGUGUAUAAAAUGGUUAGUAAGUACAGAAAUUUCAGCUAAUCUCAAAGGAACAAUUAAAAGUUUUGCAUUUUUUCACAGUAACUACAGCUAAAUGGUAAUAGAGGUCUUGGAUUUACCACAUAGAAAAUUUAUAGUAUCUAAUCUUAAAGCUGUUGGAAGGCUCUACAAGGUAAAAGGCCUUAUGCCUCUUUAUUUUCAAAGGCCCCUGUUUUCCUUUAGAAUGUUAGCUUGUUUCUGCAGAGACUUAAAACAGUUUUUAAAUGCUAUGCUUCAUGUUGUGUCAUAUGACACUAGUUGUGCAUUUAUUUGUCAGCUACAAAGAUUCUAGACUUAACCCCACAGUUCGUUUUGUCACUAGAAAGUUACUAGAAUGUUUUAGUUAAGACUGAAGAAUUAAGUGCAUGGUGAAAAUGGAAACACUGAAUGAAAAUGAGGCCGAAGAAAAUUGUGUGUUCUCUUGGAGGAACCUUUCUAUUGUGGCUGAGCAAAAUCUUAAUAGAGGAAGGCAACAGCAGGUCACUUGUAUCCUAAAUAAAAUAUUAACUAUGAAUGUUUACCAUUACGAGUAAAUAAGACUGUUAAUUUCAGCAUCUGCAGCCUAAGUCCUAAAUCCCAAAUGGUAAAUGAAGAGCAAUAUUUUGACCUCACUGAUACUUACUCUAAAGAGUAUCUGGGCAACAAGUAUUGAAGCCAAAUGUCUGAUCUAGUUAAGCAAGCUGAUGCGGAGUAGUCAGUCUGUGCUUCAGAGUGAUUUUUUUGCAACUUCUUUAGGAAGGUCUGCCAUCCUUUGUGGCUCUGGCAGUGCAUGCACUAAAAUGGGUGGCAGGUCUAAUCUCCUAAUGCUAGACUGAAAGGUAUUCCUCCUCUGUGGGAGAGAUCGUGAGGCCAAGAUGUUAUUUCAAGGCUGCUUUUACUGACAUCUGUAUAUGCUGCACUUAACUUUUUCAAGUCUCUCACUGUGGACUGCCAGGAGAGUAAUGCUGCACUGGACAUUGUUUUGCAUGCCAGUGUAUAUGUAUUUUUAUAACUUUGAUUUCAAUGGCGUUUUUAAUGGAAAUUGUUUUUUAAUCCUGGUACCAUGGAUCAUCUUUUCAUUUUUUGAAUUAAUAUCAGUGCCUGCAACUAGAAGUCAAAUACUUCUACACUAAUUUUUUUUUUAAACUUGAUGUCCAGAUUGAAGUAUUAACAAGUAUGCAGUUUUAUAUUGAAAUGUGAAAUCCACCUGUAAAUACCAAACUUUUUCCAUAUGUGAUCACACAUCAGUCAAGAAUCCUUAUCCAGAUAUGCAGCAUUUCUCUCAACAACAUGCUAUCCAUGUGACUCUGCUGCAAUUUAUAAAACAAACACCUCAGUAGAGUUUUGAGAGUAGCUUUUUACAAACACCUUAGUUGUAGGCCAUUUCUAUUUAUUUUAUGAUGCUGCUAGGUAUUUUUUAAAACAUGGCUUAAAAUAUCUUGUGCUUAAAGUCAACCUUGUUCUCUUUUCCUCUGUUCAUUGUAAUUCUGCUUUCCAUAUAUGUUCUAAGCUUCAAGAAUGCAUAUUUAUAGUAUUUUUGAUAAAAACUUAGGACAAAGAAAAAUGCACCAAAAAUUUUAUUUUGUAAGUACAGUUCAUACCCAUGUCCUGAUGUGCCAACAAACAGUUUUUAUUUUUCCUGUCUUCAAUCAUUCCUUUGUCCUGUUGUUAACAAUCUUGCACGUUUUCAGUUAUGUAAGGUUUUCUAGGAAGAAUACAUGUGGAGAAAUACUCUGUAAUAGCAGUCGCAGGAAACUUUGUCAAAUGUUUCAGUCUUCCCAUUUAUGUGAGCAAAUAUUAAUGUAAAGAUGCUAUUAAAUAAUUUAAGUCUAAAAUUUCUCAUAAGGUAGACUUGUUAUAAAUUGCACAGGGAACAUCUUGUUGUAAAUAUUUUACUUUAAAUACAUCUCUGUUGCUGGGAACACACAUAAAUUCAGUGUUGUUAUUCUGUUAAUAGUUUGGGGUUUUUUUUUCUUUUUAAGUGAAAAGCGCAUAAUACUUCCUAUUCUAAAACAAACCUAAGAACAGAAGACUCCUCUCCCUUCAUUUCAGUAUUUGCUAAAUGGGAAAGACUCUGAUGUUAUUUAUGUAAAUUCCAGCUUCCUCUUACUGCUAAAUUACUAUUAAAAUACAAUUUUUAUAGUUGCAGCUUUACAAGUGUUAAGACCGUCAUGUUUCACAGUGAAGAUGGUGGCAAAUGGUUGUUGUGUUAUAUUGACCUGUCCUGACUGGUGUUGUAUUACCUGCUGUUUCAAAACAAAUUGUCUCGUUUGCUUUAUGCUUUAGAGGUUUAUCGGGAUCUGUGAACAGGAGAGUGCAGCACGUGUUGGAAAAGCAGGGGAGUUGCUCUAUUUUGGGUUGGGGGUUUGUGGGCAUUUGUUGGUGUGGGGUUUUUUUUUUAGUUGUUGUGGAUAAUACUUAGGUACAGUUACUACAAAUAAUAAACAACCUACAGUAACAUGGCAUUCUUUAUGUAAACUGUAGACAAGUGCCUAAAUGUGGGUGGUCUCUAGAAGACAUGCUUUAAAUUUCUUGCAUGUACCUUUGUAGUUAUUUUGCUACAUAAUAGACGGUUAACUUUUGGAAAGAAAAUGCAAGAACUGCUAGCCCUUAAAAUGGAAUUUGCUAUAAAAUUAUUGUUUCCUUACAGUUUUUGGCAUAUAGAAUGUCCAUGUGUGUUUAUGGGUUACUACACAUUGGAGGCAAAUAAGAUUUUGAAGAAAUCUUUUCCCUUCCUGUUACUUUAACGAUAAUCUAACGGCUUUGCCCACUACCUGACUGGUAAUAUAACACCCCACUGCCACCUAUGCAUUCGGUUUUCUUUUUUGAUGACUGAGGGAAAGGACUUACACAAUCCUGAAAGGAUUGACUUUAUUAAAAGUUUUGUAGUGACACCCUGGGUGUUACUUAUGCCCCAGUUGCGCAGGCACAGGGGUGACUUCAGCCGGGUAAGUAGUUCUGCUUGAGCUCAGAAAGGCUGAAGUUGACCGCAUAUGUUUGGAUAUGGGGCAGAAAGAGUACAAAAGAGCCGGCUUGUAACAUGCUGGCUGGCACCGAGCAAAGCGGCUCCAAAAGAAAGGGCACAAGUUACGCCUUGUACCGAUUUUGUAGAAUGCUGUUAGGGUAUUGAAUAGCAAAACCACCCUUACCUUUCAACUGCUUUCCCACCUCCGAGAAUGGCAAGAGCUGAAGGUGAAACCUGCCUGGUCUGGUUCAGCAGGGAAAUUCAAACAGUGAGGAAACAGCAGGUGCCUGCUCUUGAGUUAAUUAUGCAUUCUAAAUGUGAAGCGCUUGUAAGCUGAGAUGGUGUUGAUUCAAAUCUACCAAAGGAAGCCUUCCUCCGAGGAAGGCUUAUAAAAGCAUUUUGAGCUUUUAGCUCUAAAAAGUGGCUGUAGCAAUCUGUACUGUAUAUAGUACGCUGUUUCGGAAAACUUGCUCCAGUAAGCUUACUAAACAUUUUCUUACACUAUGUGUAAGAAAUUAUAUUACUUUUUUUUACUGUAGAGUAUUUAAGAAGCUGGUUUUGUCCUGCUUAAUGUUACCAUGUAUCAGGCAGCAUUUUAUUAAUGUGAAAAUAGUGAGAAUUGGUUUGUCAUCUAAACGCUUAAAUUACUUUAGUAUCAGUUUAUUUUCCAAAGUGAAGCAAGAUUAUACUUUCUUAUUCCCCAUUCAUUCUGUUGAAAUGUUAUAAUUUAACUUUGUUUUUGUAAUGCACACAUUAUUAAAAUUAAAUUUAUAUCUGUUAGUUACUAAUGGUAAUACCACAGCAAAUCUAAGAGAAACUGUGAUAUCUGCUGUAUAUUAACUGCCCCAUCAACUUGCCUGCCUUUGUAAAGCGUUGAUCCAUGUUAGACAUUUAAUGUCUACUGCAGUGAUGCUCACACAGUAUUUUAGUAUCCCUACAUGUACUCUGCAUGCCUUGCAUUUCCGCACUGUAAAAGGAUAGACUGUUUUACAGUAUUUACUCUAGGUUAAAAAAAAAAAUCCAUUAUUUUAUAUAGUAUAUCCCAUAUCUAAAAUAGGACAAUUUCUAAAGCCAAAGAUCAAUAAAUGUUUAUUGUCUAUCAGUGUGAUUUUUUUUUUUUCCCUAUUCUAUAAUAUACAUCCCACUUGUAUCAACUUGUGCAAAAACUCCAGGUUUGCCAAAGAAUGUGUGGUAACCAGACUUUUUCUCAGUUUCUGUGCUAGCCUAAAAUGUUUAUCUUUCUUAGAAAUAAUUGAGUAUUUAUCCCCUCCUCAUUUGGGGUGCAGCAGAAUAAACAAUUUUUUAGUAUAAAUGUAGAUAAUGUCUUAUUCACAUGAAUAGCAGUUUACCCACAAAGGCGUACAGGUUUGAUAUAAAUGUUUUCAUUUCUGAGUGUUUCAGAAUUAAAAUUUGGGAACAAUUUAAGGGGAAAAGGUUGGCUGCACACCAUGGUGAGUGGAGGAAAUUCUGAGUUUCCGCGUACACUCACAGGAUUUAUCACCUUUCUUCUUGACUGUCACCCUUCCUGAUAGGAAACCACUUAAAAAGGGGUUGUAUUUGCUGUCUUAAAAAAAGAGAAGUAAUGUGUUUAAAAACACAUUACAUGGUGUCUUCUAUUUGUUUCAUCCUAGCAGCACUGACAAGGAAUAUACUUAAAGUAAUUAUGUCUUGUAACCUUUGUUUUUUUUAAUUUGAUUUUUGGGAUAUCAUAUUUAGCUAUGCAUGGAUUUUCUUUCCAUGUGUGCUACACGAACAGAUGAAUGAUGCCAAAACUGCUCAGGUAGUUCUACAGCAGUAAAAAAAUCCUUGAGAAAACAGCCUCUCUUAAACUACAACCAAAGGGGUACCAAAGACUCCUUCAAUUACAAAGGACAGUCCUGUUGCAGAGAGGAAAAAUGCCCCAUAGUCCCUAGGAAGAGCCAGUCUUGAUUUUUGGGGUGGGGAUUUGAAAGUGUACAAGGCAUCUGGGCUGUGAGACCCCCUCCUGAAAGUGAUCAACCUGUCUCAGGUAAUAGAGUGAGUUUAAAAUCAUGGUUAGGAGGAAGGUAAUGAGCUAUGGUGGGAGAUUUGUUUGUCUCUCAGAAGCUAUCUCAGCCUUCUGCUUUCUCCGUGCAACCUGAAGCUUGAGACUGCCUUGAGACUCUACAAUCCCCAAGGCUUUGCAGUAGAAUGGGUGUUUAGCCUGGCAUGUUCUUCUCAACAGUUUUUAUAGUCCAUGCUUCUACUUUGGAUAAUGUGUUGAUGCUAGUUCAAUACUUCCAGUUAAUCAGUGGAUGCUGACACAGUGUAGGUGCUUCUCAAGAUUUUUUCUAGGCUAGGUUUCCGUGCCCUACAAAGUUUGUUGUGUUUAACCUUCAAAAGGACUUCGGCUGAAGCCAUACUGAACACAGUCAGGUUACUUGUGCUGUUGACUACAGCAUCUUUUCUAGCUGUGAAGUGUUCCAAGUGCUGGAGAGCUCAGACAAUCGAGCAGUUGCCUGAAAAAAGCAUCCAUCCCUCUGCUAGCCACAGCCCUGGUUGCCACGAAGAUGUGUGCUCUGCUCUUCCAGCUCUUCACAUUCAUCUGCUCUGCUGCUGUGAGAGCCUUGGCAGCGUGCUCCUGGAAUGAAAGUGAGCCUUAGAUUUCAAGGGUUAUAUGAAGUCUUGCUUUUGAACCCAUCAGGUUCACACUCUAAAGCCCCACUGAUUUAAAAGGUCUUCAGUGAGGAAAACUAGCAAAGCUGGCCUCUGCUGUCAAGUGCAAGCACGCAGGAUUCAGUGUAAUAGCCUAGGGACUAUCCAACUUUUUGAAAUGUUAAUUUUAGCAGAAUAUGUUCUCUGGUAGAGGAAGGUGUGGGAGUGUACUGCAGCCAAGAGGGCAAGCAUCUGGUACCGGUCCAGACAGGGCUGAGAAAAUAAUGAAGAUGUUGCUGGUUUGAUUCAGAUUUUAUGAGGAAUUUUCAAAGAAGAUAUUACACAAUUAUUAUUGCUUGCCUUCUUAAUAGGCAGGCUGUUAACUGGUAGACUGCAAAAGGCAUGCAGCAGAGACUGGGAGAUCACUCUUUUGGAGGAAUAUUCAGUUUCCCUCUAAAUCUACAUUAAAAAAAUAGAAAGUAAUUUGUUAUACUUCUUCUGGAGUCGAUCUUGCAAUAUUUUCUGCUUCUCAUAAUAUCUCUUUAAAGACCUCCCUGAAACGCUGUUUUUUGAGGGUUGUUAGCAUUUUGCUUUCCCAGGGGUGCAGCCCUAAUGGGUCUGGGGGAAAGGUGGCUUUCUCAGUGCGUGAAAUGUGGAGUUGCUUCAUAAUUCUGUCUCUCUUGAAAGCUGAAAGGAAAAUAAAGGAACCUUCUUUCUGAGUUAUGAGAUUCACAGCCCACUUCCAGUGAUUCUGAGUAACCAACCCAUGGCCAUAUUCUCUCCACCUGUCAGAUUGGAAAGCAGUCUUUCAAUGAGUGUGGAACAUCUGUGAUUUCCUGAAAUGCUCAUUUUUAUAGUUGUAUGGGGUAUAGUGUGAGGCAGUUGUGCAUAUGUCAGAAACUAAAAGAAUAUAGGCUCUUAGUUGGAGUUAGAUAUAUCGGAUCUUUUAGGAUCACAGAUGUCCAGUUGCUUCCCAUUCAUUUGGGUUAUAUUGGGAAUAGGACAUGCCUGCAAGGUUUGGUCCUGAAAUCCAGUUUUCUUCCUUGCGUGAGCACAUGCUAAUCCACUCCUACUCUGGUUUUGGUAUCAGUGUGGUCAGAAGAGUGAAAUAUCAAAAUCUUCAGGCCAAACAUCUGUACCUUGUCCAGAUUGCCAGUUCCCCUGUCGUCUUGUUCACGGAGUGGGAUCAAGCUGUUACUAUCAUCUCCCAAGCAGCAUGAACUCACAGAAGUGGGGAAGGGGGUGGGCACAGCAGAGUCAUAUAUCAAGGAAUUGGGCUGCAAUUUACAGAACAAAAGAUACAGAAAGCAGUCGCUCUGGACAGGGAUUUGCUGGCCACAGGAAAGCACAACAUGGUGAUUUCGGCAGUUUGAUAAUACGCUGCUAAAAACCACCUGGGAGGUGGGGAGUGAAUGUGAUGCAGACUAAAAACCAAAAGGGGUGAGUAGGAGAUUGUCUUCUGUAGCGCAGGAUAAGCAGGACCAAUGCCAUAAAACUCCAGGGUGAGGUGUUGCGCGUUGUUGUUUUUCAGCUGAAAACCUGGGAAAGCAGUGGAGGAUUUAAGGACUAGAAAAAUGACUUCUAGUGAGAAAUAUGAAAAGAACUCUGCAGAGCAUCAAGGGAAGAUUCAGAGGUUAAAGUACCUUAAUGUGGAAUAAAAACUGCAUAGAGAAGGACUCUGAGCUUACAGGAAGACAGAACAGGAACCAGAGACUGGAACCUGACACUAGAUAAAUCACAAUAGUAGAAAAUGCGGUUUUAACAGAGAGCGUUGCUAAUUGCAUUGCAACCUGAAGUAGUGAAUUCUCCACUGGGUUGUCUUCAGACAUCCUCUCUAUAAGCUGCUAUGGGUGAACAAGUUACUGGUCUCUAUACAAGGAUAAUCAACAGAUAGCAAAGGAGCCAGGGGAAAAACAAAUAAACCACUGUUUAAUUCAGUUUUAUUCUAAAGAUUGGAAUUUUGGAACUUUUGGAUUGGCACUGCUGUGGCUGGAUUGCCACAUGACUAGGAGGAAACGCACAAACUUGAUUUCUUUAACCCAGACUAUGUGUAGCCAUUUUUUAUAUUGCAUAGGUUUUAAUGCCUUUAAAAAGUUCUAAGUGGUGAAAGAUUUUAAAAUACAGUUUUGCUGAUAUCUAGCAAAAAGGUAAUGUAAAUUUGAAAAUAAAGAAAUGUAAAGUAAGGAAAUACAAAUGUUACAUUCUGUCUGUCUAGAGGCAUAAUGAUAUCUUAGAAAAGAAAACUUUUUCUUGGAAUUCUUUUUCUAAAAAAUGCCAAAUUGAACUCCGUGUCAAGAGUAGAGUCAGAACGUUAGUCUUACAAAGUUAGAAGUGUAAGUCUCCAGCACUUGGAACUUUUAGUUCUGAAGCUACAAUUUUAUGAUUCUUACUUCUCAGCUAAAAAUAAAGCAAAGGAGUUCCUUAGGUAAGCAGCUAGAUGAGAGAUCAAGAACUGGCAUUUAGAUUUUAGUUCCAAGUUUGGGCUUUCGAAGCAGCAGAAAUUGUUAGCAGGAGGAGACUUGCUGUUGCACUCACUGGCUUCGUGUCUGAGCUGGCAAUUUAAGGUUCCACUUCUCUUAAAUGCCUGGAGGUAAGAAUCAUUUUGUUCUCUUCCUCUAUGGAUUAUUGCUAUUAUUAACCUUUUGGUGGCUAUAUUGAGACUUGUGCUACUGUCAAGAAACUCUACUUUGGAGACAUAUCCUCCCUUCUCCCCCUGCAACUCUAUCUUUUCAUCAGAACCUUGCUUGAGAAAUAGAUGAGUAAUGAUGGUAGUUCAAGCAAGCUGUUGCAGUUGGUUUAGGAUGUUUCAGUAGGAAUUCAGAGGUUCCUUGUCUGUUAUCAAAGUCUAUCAGCUGAAUUGGAGACUUCCUCCCUUAGUAGCAUCUAUAUUCUGUUAAAUUUUUUUUACUCGUAUAUAUUGUUUCUUUCAUAUCUUAGUUUUCAUGGUGGGGUCUGCUCUCCAGAGCACAGUUUUUAGCUGAGGGGUGUUGUUUUCAGCGGAGCAGCCUCCCCACCUGGGGGUUUCACCCUUGGCCAGCCCAGGCACACGCUUGCCAUCUCCCUGCCCCGUGCUUGUGUCUCCUCCUCACCCACAAAGAGGGGCACCAGACACAUGCGCUCCCCCACGUAUCUGUAGUUUCAGAUUUAGCCAUUUACUCACCCUUUAUAUACUUGUUCAGACUACUACUCUGUUCCUGGUCUUUUUUCCUCCUGCCCUUGACUGCAAGCCCAGUUCUUUCAAACCUCCCAGGCAAUCACCUCCCAAGUGUUAAUAAGACAGCCCUAUUAACGUAUCUCACAAUUAACUCUGCCUCUUGUUUUGCAACAGCUUUGCAACACUGGUUGUUAUCUGGAUAUUUGAUAAUUCCCAGAUCCUUUUAUGCUGUACUGGUGGAAGAGAAAAAUAUUUCCUAUUUUUAUAUAUAUGCUUUUUUCUUCUUUAUUAAGUGUAGUACUUGGCACUUUGUUACUUUUUUUUUUUCCCAAAAAUAUUAAUUUUAGACAAUUUCUCCAAUGUAUCAAAGUUACUUUAAAUUCCAAGUAAUUGUAACUUGUGUCCAUUAGACUUAUUAUGUGUUUUCUAUGCAAACAUACUAAGAUAAUGCAAUCAUAGAAUCAUAGAAUAGUUUGGAUUGGAAGGAACCAUUAAAGGUCAUCUAGUCCAACCCCCAAGAUGCUAAGGAAAAUACUGAAGGGUAUUGUCCUCAUAGGAGUGCGCAGACACAUGCAUUAUAUAUAUGUUCACAUCUAUGUGUUUUUAUAUAUAACCACCACCCCCAUAAUAUACUCCCUGCCUAACAGUGAAAUGCUCAUAGUAGUUCUUCUGUGUCGUGUCCUAACUGGCAUGUACAUGCUUCAUACUCUUACUACAUAUGUUCUAGUCUAUUUAUGAAAAUUGCUGGAUUGCCUCAAAGACCUUAAUAAAGGCAAGACAGCACCUCUUACUUUCCCCUGCCCCAUCAGGCCAUUUGUGCGAGAGAAGGAAAUUGGAUUAGUUUGACGUGAUCCGUCCUUGGCAGAUCUGUGUUAGCUUUCAUUAUUGCAUCACCCUCUUGGAGCUUACAGAUUGAUUAGGAAUCUCUUUGGGGUUUUUGUCUGGGUAUUUAAGUUAAGUUUGGGUGGUUUAAUAACCCCGAUUACCCCACACUUUCUAUAGGUGGACGUCGUAUUUCCCUGUCUUCAUCCCCAUGAAACUUUUCAUCUUCUGUGAGCUUUACAGGCUGGUCAGUAAUUGUAUGGUGACACUUUUGGCCAGUGCAGUAAGUACUCCAGUGACCUUCCUCAAGCACUCCUGAUUAAACGCAUCUAACUUUUCUUAAUAUUCUGUAGUCUUUCAUUUCUGUACCCUGGCCUGCUAUUGUGAAAAAUAAACAAAAAAGUUAAGGAGCAUUCCAGCAGCUUAUUUUCUUAAUUUCCCUAUUAAGUAAUAGACAGCUAUUAAUUUUCCUUCUUAUUUCCGUUGUCCCUUAGAUAUUAUUAGCUUUCUUGGUUUUGUCCCUGUCUGCCUGUUGGAGAUUUUUUUAUGCUUCCUUUUAUUUGUGGUGUUGUUCGGCUGUUUUUGUUCUGAGUUUGGUUAUGAAAGAAAUCCAGCUUUCUUCUUGCUCUAGUUUCUUCUCUCCUUCCAUGGUACCGUUAUUUAUCAUCUCCCUUUACUCCCACUAGAGAAGUCACUUUUCUUAUACAUUUUAGAGAACAAGCUGUUGCAAGAGUUGAAACAUACUGAAGUCACCCGCAGCAUAAAUUUAUCCUUUCAAGAAAGCGUGUCAAGUCCAGCUUUUGCUGCUUUUUGUAAAAACCUCCAAUCUCUGUCAGCUCCACAAGAUUCUGAGGUUUGCAUCUAUACAAAACAAAGUUAUUCUAAACUCACAGAAAAAGGAUUUUUAUUACAGAAUUAAUAAUUGCUUUCAGUGGGAAGAUAUUUUUACUAGAUUUUGAUUAAUACGAUGCUUUCCAUCUGUGUUCUCUCAAUUUCCCAAUCAACGCAAAAAACUUGUAGGUAUUAUCUCUCCACUGCAGAGCAGUAGCAAAGAAGGAAGUAGCCUUCUGUGGAAGGCAUUAAAUAGGAAUAAAUAUGCCCAAAGUCAGCUGUUGAUGUCUCUGAUGCCAGACCUACGUUAAACAGAGCAGCUCUUCGGCAGGGCAGGAAGAAGUGCCCUGAAAGUUGGCUUAUUUGCUUAAGUGGAUUUAGUAGUAUUUCUGCUUUUUACAAAGAAAUUAGGUUAUGUUAACAUCACUCUGAAAUACCGAGAAGUAAAUUUUGAAGUGGUCAGGGCAUGUGCUGCUUGUGUAAAAUAUCUUUCUUCAAAUUUUAUUUAGUCUCUACAAUCCUGUUUUCACUUCUGUCUUCUGUUUAAUUUGAUUCAACUGCAUAGAAGUGUAAGGGGUUUAUUUUUUGCAAGGUCUUUGCUGGGAGAGGGAUAUUAUAUCUGAGAAAAAGGCUAUGCUAAGAGUUUCACGUACAAAUGUUUCAUAUAUUUAAUAAAAAAUAAAAUUGUCAAAACUUUGAAAGAAA
Aquila chrysaetos chrysaetos is the source of this 16585-nucleotide messenger RNA. It is a transcript of the gene TMEM161B, whose product is annotated as transmembrane protein 161B. The record is from RefSeq and is a predicted model, not a curated record. The coding region runs from base 180 to 1640 and encodes 486 amino acids. NCBI's taxonomy places the organism in Eukaryota, Metazoa, Chordata, Aves, Accipitriformes, Accipitridae. The transcript is spliced from 12 exons.